AGUAGCCUACAUGCUAACGUUAGCGUUGAUGUGAAUGUAAAUCCAUGUCAGUGGCUAGAUGAUGAUCUUUAGAAAAAUAGAUACAUUUCAUCGCCUUCUGUGAAGUUUUAAAUCAUUACCUAACUGAAUUUAGCGCAUAAAGCGUUGAAUUGUUUUGCGAUGCAUUUGCGAUGUCUUGCUAGUUAGCCACGAUAGCCGACGAGAGCUAAUGUCAAUAGAUUCAUUUGCCAAUGAUACCAAAAAGCUAACAGCAGUGGAGAAUUUUAUGACAGGCCUGUGUCCAGUGGCUUUAUGUAGCUCCUUAUUAUGCAGUCGAUAGGUGGGUGGAUUGUUUCACGGUCUAGUUAGUCCGUUUUGUUGGCUAGUUAGAUAGCUAAGAUUUGUUCAAUUUAGCAGGGUAUGCGCAGUACAGGAUCUAUAACAUUUAUAUUAGCUCGCGAGAUACAGGUCGUUUUAAACAUUUCUUGAUGUGCAGAACAUUAGCAGCAGAUCGCCGUUAUAAUCAGGGGUAGACGAACAUGGGUGGCAAUGAUGAAGACAUGUCAAACCAUCUGGUCAGUAAACAACGCGCAGAUGAGGAGUUGAAUGAAAAGAAUCAGCGGAAUAGCCAGGAACACACCGGCAACAGCGCAAAAUGGGUAAAGGAGGGCCAAAACCAGCAGCGCAAAGUGGCGGAGAAACAGCAGGACCCCAACCACAAUGAUGUCAACUGGAACGAGGACAGCUCCCCAAAUCAAAACAAUCAAGAUGACGAGCAGGGCAAUGAGGAACAAAUUAACACAUCAUCAAAAAUACUGCACUCCCUCCAUCUGAACCUUGAUGUUGAGUCCAAGAACAUCCUAAAUGAACCUCUCAUUAUUGAAGCACUGGAUGGAGAAAAGGGCAAAGAGGAAGACAAGGAUGACAAGGAAGAUGAAGGCGAGGAAUUGGACAGAGAUGAAGAGAAGGACAUCUCAGUACCAAGCUUGGGAGAGAAAAAUAUGUCACCAGCUGAGGCAGAGUCUGUGGAGGAAGGAGAGGACCUUGGCAAAGACCCCAGCCAGUUGUUCUCUGACAUGAAUGCAACUCCUAGCGAGGAAGAUUCCAGCUGGACAACUGUGUCCCAGGACAACAGCGCAGACAAGUCUCCCAAUGGCAAUGGCGAUUCAAUCUGGGACUCCAAUGCUUUCGAGACGGACAGUGACCUGCCCCCGGGAUGGAUGCGCAUCCGAGACACCUCAGGAACCUACUACUGGCACAUACCCACGGGCACUACUCAGUGGGAUCCGCCCUUGCCCUCUGACAAGGUGGAGGAGUCCACGAUGUCUUCCAGCAUGUCUCUAGAGACGACCCCGUGUGAGGAGCCAGAGAUCACUUGGGGCACUUCAACUCGUCCAAAUAUAUUUGAUGAGGAAGAACCUUGGAAGGAGGAGGAGGUCACAUCGGAUGAGAGUCUGAAGGAGUUUGAGGGAGCUACUCUUCGCUAUGCAUCUAUCAACCUGAACUGCUCCCAGACGGAGGAGGGUGAGACAUCUGCCGCACUCUGCACUAACCUGGAGGCUAAGUGUUUUGCCGUGCGCUCCCUGGGCUGGGUGGAGAUGUCCGAAGAGGAAAUGGCUCCGGGUAGGAGCAGCGUGGCCGUCAACAACUGCAUUCGACAGCUCUCCUACCACAAGCAUAACCUCCACGACACGGCCGGCAUCUGGGGAGAGGGCAAGGACAUGCUGAUGGUGCUGGAGAAUGAACAGAUGAACCUGAUCGACCCCCUGAGCCAGACUCUGCUGCACACCCAGCCCAUCGUGAGCAUCCGCGUGUGGGGCGUGGGCCGAGACAACGGCAGGGAUUUUGCAUACGUAGCCCGAGACAACCUGACCCAAGUCCUGAAGUGUCAUGUGUUCCGCUGUGACACCCCUGCCAAGCACAUCGCCACCAGUCUGCAUGACCUGUGCUCCAAGAUCAUGGCGGAGAGGAGAAGUUCCAAGCACGGGCUGAGCCGCCUCAACUCUGACUCCUCCAGUAUGGGGGCCAUCUCAGUGCAAGAAUUUCCCGUGCCAAAAAAUGAGCUGUUCCAGCGUUUCCAUGUCAACUACCUUGGCAACGUGCAAGUGGCUAGGCCAGUAGGUAAGGAACGCUUGGGCAUGGACACCAUCAACGACGCCCUGCAAGCCACGAUGGACAGCAAGGAGAAGCACGAGUGGACAGCGGUGUCUGUUGACGUCGCCCCCGCUACACUGACCAUCUUAAAACGAGAGACGGAGGAGGUGCUGUGUGAGUGCCGCGUGCGUUUCCUCUCCUUCAUGGGCGUGGGGAAGGACGUCCACACCUUCGCCUUCAUCAUGGCGGAGGGCCCCAGCGACUUUGUGUGCCAUAUGUUCUGGUGCCAGCCCAACGCCGCCAGCCUGAGCGAAGCCGUCCAGGCCGCCUGCAUGCUGCGUUAUCAGAAGUGUCUGGACGCCCGCCCGCCCAGCCUGGGCUCCUGCCUGCCCACCCCCCCUGCAGACUCGGUGGCGCGACGGGUUAAAAAGGGAGUGCAAAGCCUGUUGGGCAGCUUCAUGCACUACACCUCCAGCUCUCCUUGAGACACACAUCUACAGUACACACACAGACACACAGACACACAGACACACAGACACACACACACACACACACACACAGACAGACACACAGACACACAGACACAGAGAAACACAAAUGCACAUACAGUAUAUGUACACAUAUACUCCAAGACACACAAAUGGUUGACCCAACCUAAUAAUCGUAAAAUUCACCUAUUAUCUUGACAACUUGUGAUAGUAGGCAGUAGGUCAAGCAGUUAACUCUAGUUCCUGCCCUCUUCCUAUCGGCAUGGGCAGAAGUGGAUAGUGACCGCACUUGCAAUUUUGGGUUGACUGUCAUACAAAACUUUCAUACAAAUACAUCACACACAAACACACACAGAUAUAUACUUUUUAACACAUAGUAGUAGAUAAGUAGAGUAGAAAUACACUCAUACAAGACACAGUACUUGCACACACAAUCACACAUACACAUCUUAGACACAUAAACACACACACACACACAGAAAGAAAGUCAUUUCAACUGUCAAAGCCUCUGUAAUAAUGCAUGACUCGGUGGCGAUAAUAGUCUCUGGCACUUCGAAAUUGGUUUAGUUCUUAUUUUUUUAAUCAGGUGCAGCAAAUGAAUCUAUUUUGACUGUUGGAUAUUGACCGUGUAAUAGUCUCUAGCUUUCAGGGUUGUUAAUGAGUAUCAAGAAAUGUUUACAAUUACGUUCAGUUGCACCAAUGUCCAUGCGGCAUCUUGCCUUUUUUUAGCGUUGUGUAGUUUCUUUACUUUUUGCUGUUUUUUCUUCCGUUUCAGCACUUAUUUUUAAUAAUCACUUAGUAAUAGAAUAUUAGUAUAUAACUAUACUAGACCUAUUUCCAUCGGGAAGGUAGCCACGAAUUAGUCAAGCAAAAUGCCACCGUGAUACACUGAAAUGUUAAUACACCUUUUACAGUUAAAAAAACGUUGCUAAUGAUAAAUGUGUAGAAUAUAGUGUGUCAUGGUGUUAGACUUUUGAGUCCCAUGUGUCUCUGUACCUUGUAUACACUUGUCUCAAGUCACAAGUCCUUAUCCGAAACGCCAUGUUUGUGGAAUAGCAUAGCAUAGAGCUUUAUGUCAACUCGACGACGAAAGUAGUAUGCACUUAGUUCACAGUUCCGAGGAAUGUGUCCAAGUCCUCCAAAGACAGCCUGUCAAAGUAAUGUAAAGAGAAAAAAAAAAUAACACAAGCACCCACCGAAGCAGAUGUUCAUGUAUCGCGGUGCUUGCUCGUAUGUUUGCAUGAAAGUGGAGCCGAAUCACUACAGUACUCGUGUGCAAUAAUAGGCCGACUCCAUUGGGCCAACCCACAGACAGCUUAAGGCUCGGGUCAGGCUCGGGUCAGUUAAUAAGUGGCGCCAGUCAGUUCUGGUCGGGGUUAGUAGGGGGAAACUGGUGCUCCUUCAAUCGGCCUUCACAUACACCGCGACAACACCACCACCGCCGCGCUCAGAAGCCCGCUGUUUUUUCGAUGUCUUGCACAGUGCAGCAGCGCGCUGCUCAGAGAGCUCUCACACCCACCACUGUCAGAGUUCUGGCACCGUUGAAGCAACGUUGAACUGCGAGCGCGGUGCUCGGUGGUGACUGCUAUUUUGGCGCUGAACCCAGUGGCCAGCGCAGUGCAUACCGCUGUAUGUGAAAGCCCGACUCCACAGAAGAGACUUCCGCAAGUCUGUGUGCCCCCACCCCACCCCCCUCCCACCGCCAUAACCACCACUUCACCAACCCCCCCUGCCCGGUCCAAAGUCAUCCAGGGCAGUGGCGGUGGCUCAGCUGCAGCGCGAGUUUGCUUACAGCUGCAUGUCAGGCACACCUUAUUAGUGCUGUCAUGCAUCCCCACACACCGCAUGUUUAAAUAACUUUGAGUAAUAACGCAUGUAAGUGCUGACGUGACGCCGCGACUUACCCCACUGUCACUGCCAGCAUUUACGCCUCAGUCCUCUGAGGGCCUGGAGUAUGUACUAGUUAAGUGUGUGCGUGCGUGUGUGUGUGAGAGAGAGAGAGAGAGAGAGAGAAAGAAUGUGUGGAUGUGUGUGUGUGUGCGAGCGUGUGCUUUUGUAGGGAAUGCCAUGCUAGUAGUGUCUGUCAGUGUCGAUGUUGAAAGUAGAUUAGAUCUCCUCGUCGUUUGAUAUCCACCGAAUAGCAGAACGCAUGUCAUUGCCUUUUCCAUCCCAGCCCUGAGAGCGCGGCGCCGCACCCGCGCCGCGCCCGCGCCGCGCCCUGCCUCCCUCGGCCCACUCUCCCUUGUACAGUGCCCUUACACAGCACUUAUCUAAAGGCAAAGUUGGCUGUUGUGUUUGUACUUUCUGUUACACUUUCUACUCUUUUUCUCAGGCCCCCCUCCGUGGCCUCACUGGAAAUGUUGUUUUGUAUCAUUUGCACACAAGCAUAUAGUGUACACGCCACUGCGUAGAAGUUGCACACACGGCCUCUCGGUAGGUGAAAUGUCGUAGAAUACUGUACACCAGAGAACAAUUGUCAGAAAUGUUCAUGUUUUUUUUUGUUUUUUUUGUCUAUUGAAUUGUGUUGAGAAAAUAAGAUAAGUAGAAUCUAACUGUAUGAAGCGCCAGUAUUUAUCCUAGUAGAAAUUGGGCUCCUGUCAAAUGGAAUUAGCAAAAAGCUUGGAUUUGCUGUCUUCAAACAAACAAGGGUGUUUAAUCCGCCUUUGAAAUGGACACUAAUGAAUUGUUUGGGUCUUAGGAGUAAUUAGUCGGACGUUUGCUUUUGCUUGUGCUAAACGCAUAUCCCUUGUCAACUCUGAGAUAAAACUGCCCCUUUUCUUCACUGUAAAUAAUUGAUACUAAAUGCAAGCCAGAACAUUGGACAUCUCAUGAAUUAAUUUUUAUUUAUUUAAAAAAUGUGUAAAUGUGGUGUAAAACAUGUAUAUAAAAGUCACUGCACAAAAAAAUAAACGUGUAUGUCUUGUG
Molecule: messenger RNA, 5486 nt
Organism: Sardina pilchardus (European sardine)
Lineage: Eukaryota; Metazoa; Chordata; Actinopteri; Clupeiformes; Clupeidae
Product: amyloid beta precursor protein binding family B member 1-like
Exons: 14
Coding region: 519-2558 (679 amino acids)
Biological process (GO): regulation of DNA-templated transcription
Cellular component (GO): cytoplasm; nucleus
Molecular function (GO): transcription factor binding; amyloid-beta binding
Source: RefSeq, a predicted model, not a curated record